Molecule: messenger RNA, 4386 nt
Organism: Fopius arisanus
Lineage: Eukaryota; Metazoa; Arthropoda; Insecta; Hymenoptera; Braconidae
Gene: wnd
Product: wallenda
Exons: 6
Coding region: 672-3365 (897 amino acids)
Biological process (GO): signal transduction; protein phosphorylation
Cellular component (GO): cytoplasm
Molecular function (GO): protein kinase activity; ATP binding
Source: RefSeq, a predicted model, not a curated record
GAGGGGUGGGAAUACUCUGACCACAGGACGCUAGACGCGAUUCACAUCGGGUCCCAGUGCAUUCUUGUCAAUUUCAUACCAAUACCAGUAAUAACCAUCUGAAAAAGGACAUCCAAGGACUGUCCCCGCAUAAUCAAUCUCCGUUACAGAAUAACCAGUGCAAGUGCGUUACUCCCAGUGUGGAACAUUGCCUUUAUAUUUAAUACGUCUUACGCCAUUUUGUAGAAUAUACACCGACGCGCGUCUACAGCCUGUCAGUUUACAACAGGGUUGAACGAUUUUUUUUUUCAACCCCAUUCAAGUGUUUGCCGGUUAUUUUUGUGAUUUAAUCGAGGUACGGGGAGUUUCCCGUGGUGAUUAUCAGUGCCAAGCGUCAGGACCUGUUUGUUGUGACAGAGACCAGUCUCAAGUGUCAAAACGUCAAACUAAGAAUUUUUCAAUAUUUCCGCUCAGUUAUUCUCCCAUGCAGCCAGGCUUUUUAGUUUUUUUAAAAGUGUUCUAAGGGACUAGUGAUUUUAAUUGAUCGGAAUGCUGUAGCACGUGUUUUUUGGGAGAUAUGAAGACGACCGUAGAAGGAGCAACGACUUCUCAUAUUUCUUCAAGGUUUUAGAAUUAUCGGGUGAAGCGGUCGCCAUCCUCAUCAAAUAAGGAACAUAGAAGAACAAAUAGAGAUGAGAACACCCGGAGCGGAAGCGGAGGUGAAUCGCUCCCAUGAGAGUUAUGGCUUUGAUUUUCAAACCAAAAUUAAAAGUACGUCGACAUCGUCAUCGCCGAUGGCAUCGUCCUCUGGGAUUAUUGUUAAUCCACUGGUUUUAUCAACUUCGCCGGCUGAGGCUGAAGAAUUCUCCAAUAGUAUGCUGUGCAUCCAAGAUGAACUGGGUCAGCUGAGUAACAUUGACGUUGGCUCGAAUCUCUCUAUUGAUGGAGUCAAGGACCCCCAGACGAUUGAGAAUGAGGCUGGAUAUGAUCUUCCUGGAGACUCCAAGAGUGAGAGCUCAGAGGAUACAAGUCAGCAUGGACAGACUUCAGUGUCCAUGGAACCGCAGAAGUCCAGCUGGGUAGAGGGCAUCUUUGGGUGCAUGAAACCUGUGUGGACCUUCAUCUCGAAGCCAGUCGUCAGUGAAAAAAUAAAAGGACCGUCAGAUGACCACUGGGAGAUCCUCUUUGAGACAAUAAGUGACCUGGAGUGGUUGGGCUCUGGGGCGCAGGGUGCAGUGUUCCGGGGUCUUCUGAACAAAGAAAUAGUAGCUGUAAAAAAAGUGCGAGAGCCCCGUGAGACGGACAUUCGCCACCUGCGUAAACUGAAUCACCCAAAUGUUGUUAAAUUCCGUGGUGUUUGCACCCAGGCCCCCUGCUAUUGCAUAGUAAUGGAGUACUGUCCCUACGGGCCCCUGUACGACCUCCUGCGAGGUGGAGAAAAAGUUCCCCCACCACGUCUCGUCUCUUGGUCUAAACAAAUAGCAGCGGGUAUGGCCUACCUGCACGCUCACAAGAUAGUUCACCGAGAUUUAAAGAGCCCGAACGUCCUGAUCGGUCAGGGUGAAGUCGUCAAGAUUUCAGAUUUCGGUACGAGUCGAGAAUUAAUCGAGAAGAGCACAAGGAUGAGUUUCGCUGGAACUGUGGCCUGGAUGGCCCCAGAGAUUAUUCGAAAUGAACCGUGCUCAGAGAAGGUGGAUAUUUGGUCGUACGGAGUGGUUCUGUGGGAGCUCUUGAGUGGUGAAGUACCUUACAAAGACGUCGACUCUUCAGCCAUAAUCUGGGGUGUUGGUAACAACUCCCUUCAUCUGCCAAUUCCAGCAAGCUGCCCUGAGGGCUACAAACUCUUGGUGCAACAAUGCUGGGCCGCCAAGCCCAGGAAUCGACCCUCCUUCAAGCACAUCGAAGUCCACCUCCAGAUAGCAGCUAUUGAAGUACUCUCCACCAAGUCAGAGGAAUAUUUCAAAACCCAGCAGACAUGGAAGGAGGAGAUUCGAGUGCACAUGAAGCAGAUGCAAACGAACAGCUCAAACGGCUCCAGAUACGAGGCUAACUUGAUCAGACAAAGGGAGAGUGAACUGAGACACGCUCAGGACAUCAGAGAGCACUACGAGCGCAAACUCGAGCUUGCUAAUAGUCUCUAUCUCGAUCUCUCCGCAGUCUGGCUCCAGAUGGAACAGCGAGAACGUGAUAUAAGGAAAAUAGAACAGCUGUCUGGGGGCAAGCAGUACAGAAAACGUCUUGUUCAUCCUCUCAAGCAGAUCAAGGAGAGAUUACCUAAUAGGAGGAAUAAUCGAGCUCAAUCGAGCUCCACGACACCAACGACACCUCCAUCUCCCCAAGACCCACCCACCAGUCCCCUCAAGGCUACCCUCUGCACUCAGUUAAAUAAUUCAAAUCAACCUGAGACUGUUCUCUUUCCCAGUGCCAAUUCAAAUUCUAGCUUUAAACAGAAGAAGUAUAGGCACAGAAGGGUGGGCUCGGGGGGACUAGUAUCUGCCAGUCCAAGGUCGAGUCCACACCGAGAAAGAAAAAGUGGAGAAUUAAGUCUUAGGUAUGUCGAUCAUCAGACUCAAACUGAUAUCACAAGUAUCAGUGAAUCCAUCGAGAAUCUAGGUAUCUACUGUCAUUCCAAGGGAGUCCAGUACUCACCUCCUAGAUCUCAUCCGAGAUCUGUCAAUGGGAAUUGUAUGGAUGUCGUUGAUAAAGGAAUAUUCGAGGGUAUUGAGAACAGAUCGAAUGGCAAUGAGAGGAUCAAGGACAGUGAUGAUGAGCAUUUGGAAACGCUGGAGAGAAAAGUCUCGGAAAUUAUCAAUGCUAAUAGACUCCUGUCGCCUGUGGACAACGGGAACUGCGAUGAUGUCACCAUGCAUGGCUUACAUUAUGGUGGUAUGGGUAUAAAUGGGGCCGCCGGAGAGACGAGUGAUGAGGCCGAACAGGAGGCAGCUUGUGGGGACGCCGAGGACAAAAAUGAUAAUGGGAGAAUCGAUAGGAUUGGGGAGAAUGAUAAUGACGAGUUUGAUAUUGAUUCUGAGGAUGAUGGGGGAGAGGAGGGCUGGUCUGAUGUAGAUGGAGAGAUGCCUGUCAGAUAUGGGUUCAAUUAUUCACUUAGAAGACGAAGUGCCACAAGAAGACCCAUUGGCCCAGGCUGUAGAUUGAGAAGAAUAAAGCAAAAUCCUCUGAACAAUAUCGAUCGUGGUCUAGUAUCAGAUGAGGAAAAUACAUCGGAAUAUUCUCACCCGCCCUCCAGUCAUUCGUCGACCCUUGAGAGUAAUCCAGACGUCCAGCGGGCUUAUCGCAGAGCCACUCGGAAUGUCAAUAAAACGUCAGAAGCUCCCUACAUGUACGUUAAACGAUCAGGUGAUCGAGAAAUAGCUGUAAGCCCUUAAACACCAGUUAGUACGCUAUUAAUAUCACUUUUACGAAGGAAUUCCGUAUUUGACAAACUUGGAUGAGUGCAUUUCUCUAUUUCUUUUCAUUCACGAAAUAUUGAGCUCUAGCUGAGUUUAGGUGAAAUGCACUUAUCUUAGUUUACCAAUUCCAAGCGAGGCUAGGUGUUAUGAGAUUAUAAGAAACAAGGUCUUUAUGCACUUAAAAAUGAAAGUAUUAAGUUGUAUAUAGGUAUUGGGUUAAUUUCCAUUUUGUACAUAAUAUUGUUCUUUGGUACAAGUGUAGGUUUGUAUUGAGGUUCAGGUGUAGCUCGGUGAUAGACGGGAGAUGGUUUUUCAUUGGCACGGAGGAGUAUAAACGAUCCUUUGAGAUUAUAAAUCUUAAUUGAAAGUAUUGAAAUUCAGAUCGAGAGGUUGUUUAUCAUUUCUCGUGCUAAAUGUCUCUGAUAUGAAUAAGUACAAUUACGUGUGAAUGACUAUUGAAUGUCUUUUUAUUUGUUUUUCUUUCGUAAAGAAUGCAUGACUGUGAGAGAGAUCAGAUUAUGUUGACUCAAUUUUUUUCGAGUGUUUGCUCAUAAAUUUUUUUUGUACAAAACAAGAGAAAAAGAAAUUAUAAAUAGUUUGUUUUGUUGCGACGACCAGAGUGUACAUAAAUUAUUAAAAAAAUCCCCUUAGAUCUCAUAAAUUUAAUAACCUGGCAAAGGAUUGGCCGAAAUUAAUCGGGGCCUUUUGCUCGGGAUAAAGUAAUAAUGGAGGAAUAAUGGAAGAAUCGUGCAAUUAUGUUUACUCAUUUUUUAAUGAAUAGUAUUUAUAUAUACACACGUGCCGCCCAAAAUUUAUGAUGUAGGAUAAAAUUAUUAGAGACGAAAUAACAGACGAAUCAGUAUCUAUGUAAUGAUUUGUAAAAAUUCAAAGAAUUGUAUUGAACUUAGCGAGAAUGGUAAGUUUAGAAAAAUUGUCAGAUCUCAAUUAGUUUUGAUUUUUUCAACGUUAGCAGCUGAAAAUUAAUAUCUUGAAUCCA